This is a messenger RNA of Vombatus ursinus (common wombat), 3726 nucleotides long. RefSeq names its product PR/SET domain 11 (gene PRDM11). The transcript has 8 exons. Gene Ontology annotation, molecular function: protein binding. The record is from RefSeq and is a predicted model, not a curated record. Bases 135 to 3680 code for a protein of 1181 amino acids. Lineage: Eukaryota; Metazoa; Chordata; Mammalia; Diprotodontia; Vombatidae.
GGGAGCCGGCAGCCGGGGCGCUCCCCGCGGCCGCUGGGGGCUGCCAUCCAGGGGGGGCGAGCCGUCCCCGUGCGCCCCUGCGCCCCCGCUCCCGCGUCCACCGAGCCGGGCUGCUGCCGGAUUCUCGGGGAAGAAUGACUGAGAACCUGAAGGCCUGCUUGGCUCAUACCCAGGCUUCCAUGGGGGAGAUGGUGACUGUGAAGACAGAGGUCUGCUCACCCCGACGGGACCAGGAGUAUGGUCAGCCCUGCUCCGGGAGGCCUGACCCUCCAUCCAUGGAAGUGGAACCCAAGAAGCCGAAGGGGAAGCGAGAGCUGAUCAUGACCAAGAGUUUCCAGCAAGUAGACUUCUGGUUCUGCGAGUCCUGCCAAGAGUACUUUGUCGAUGAAUGCCCCAACCAUGGUCCCCCUGUGUUUGUGUCCGACACGCCCGUGCCCAUGGGCAUCCCUGACCGAGCAGCUCUCACCAUCCCACCUGGCAUGGAGGUGGUCAAGGAGGCCAGUGGGCAAAAUGAUGUGCGCUGCAUGAAUGAGGUCAUCCCUAAGGGGCACAUUUUCGGACCUUACGAAGGGCAGAUCUCGACGCAGGAUAAAUCGGCCGGCUUCUUCUCCUGGUUGAUUGUGGACAAGAAUAGCCAUUACAAGUCAAUCGAUGGGACAGAUGAAACCAAAGCCAACUGGAUGAGAUAUGUGAUCAUCUCACGAGAGGAGAGAGAGCAGAAUUUGAUGGCCUUCCAGCACAGUGAGAAGAUAUACUUCCGAGUGUGCCGUGAUAUCCGACCUGGGGAGCGGUUACGAGUCUGGUACAGUGAGGAUUACAUGAAACGUCUACACAGCAUGUCCCAGGAAACAAUCCAGCGCAAUUUGACCAGAGGAGAUAGAAGGCUGCAACGAGAGAAGCCUGAGAAGGCCCUGGAUUACCAGGAGGACCUUCGAGGCCCUCUUCAGCUCACGGUCUUAAGGCAUGGCAAGAGCGCCUACAAGCGUGGCUUUGAUGAAGUGGAUGCCCACCCUCCGCCCAAGAAGAAGAAGAUCGACCUCAUCUUCAAGGAUGUUUUGGAGGCCUCACUGGAGACUUCAAAGAUAGAGGAGCACCCUCUGGCCCCAGGCACCCCACUUGUCCUCAGGAAAGCUCCCAAGUUCCACUCAGAAGACAUGUAUGAUCAGUGUGGGAUGGCCGUACCCCAUGGGCCCCAGGACCUCUCCAGGAACCAGGGGGAGAAGGAGUGGAAAGCUCCCCAAGGGGCCUCCUACGGCCCCUCCAAAGACACAGGCUUGCUGGAGGAUGAGGAGGAAGAGCCUUCAUCGUUCAAAGCAGACAGCCCGGCUGAGGCCUCCCUCGCAUCCGACCCUCAUGAGCUCCCCACCACCUCCUUCUGCCCUAACUGUAUCCGCCUAAAAAAGAAGAUACGAGAGCUGCAGGCAGAAUUGGACAUGCUCAAGUCCGGGAAGCUGCCCGAGCCCCCUCUGCUGCCACCCCAGGUACCGGAGCUCCCCGAGUUUUCAGACCCCACAGCCUCAGAAAGCGUGGUCUCCGUCCCAACCAUGCUGGAGGAUGAUGACCAGGAGGUGGACUCCGCAGAUGAGUCCGUCUCCAACGAGAUGAUCACCGCGACGGACGAGCCUUCAAAGAUGUCCUCCGCCACGGGGCGCCGGAUCCGGCGCUUCAAGCAGGAGUGGCUGAAGAAAUUCUGGUUCCUACGGUACUCCCCCACGCUCAAUGAGAUGUGGUGCCACGUGUGCCGGCAGUACACUGUGCAGUCUUCCCGGACGUCGGCCUUCAUCAUUGGCUCCAAACAGUUCAAGAUCCACACCAUCAAGCUCCAUAGCCAAAGCAACCUGCAUAAGAAAUGCCUGCAGCUCUAUAAGCUCCGGAUGCACCCGGAAAAGACAGAAGAGAUGUGCCGGAACAUGACUCUGCUGUUCAAUACUGCCUACCACUUGGCCCUGGAGGGCAGGCCUUACUUUGAUUUCCGGCCCUUGGCGGAAUUGCUGAGGAAGUGUGAGCUCAAGGUGGUGGAUCAAUACAUGAACGAAGGGGAUUGCCAAAUUCUGAUCCACCACAUCGCCAGGGCUCUGCGGGAAGACCUGGUGGAGCGCAUCCGUCAGUCGCCGUUCCUCAGCAUCAUCCUGGAUGGGCAGAGCGAUGACGUGUUGGCUGACACUGUGGCCAUCUAUGUCCAAUACACGAGUAGUGACGGGCCCCCUGCCACAGAAUUCCUGUCCUUGCAGGAGCUGGGGUUCUCGACCACGGAUAGUUAUCUCCAAGCAUUAGAUCGGGCGUUCUCUUCCUUGGGGAUCAGGCUGCAGGAUGAGAAGCCAACCAUUGGCCUGGGUGUGGACGGAGCCAACAUCACGGCCAGUUUGCGGGCUAGCAUGUUUAUGACGAUCAGGAAGACUUUGCCCUGGCUACUCUGUUUGCCCUUCAUGGUGCACCGGCCCCACCUGGAAAUCUUGGACGCUAUCAGCGGGAAGGAGCUCCCUUGCCUGGAGGAGCUCGAGAAUAACCUGAAACAGCUAUUGAGUUUCUACCGCUAUUCACCCCGCCUGAUGUGCGAGCUUCGCUUGACGGCCUCUACCCUUUGCGAGGAGACGGAGUUCCUGGGAGAUAUCCGGGCCGUGAGGUGGAUCAUCGGGGAGCAGAACGUUCUCAAUGCGCUAAUCAAGGACUACCUGGAAGUGGUUGCCCACCUCAAGGACGUCAGCGGGCAAACGCAACGUGCGGACGCGUCCGCCAUCGCUCUGGCCCUCCUCCAGUUCCUCAUGGACUACCAGUCAAUCAAGCUGAUCUACUUCUUACUAGAUGUGAUUGCUGUGCUCUCCCGCCUGGCCUACAUCUUCCAGGGCGAGUACCUCCUCGUGUCCCAGGUGGACGACAAGAUCGAAGAGGCCAUCCAGGAGAUCAGUCGGCUGGCCGACUCUCCUGGGGAGUAUCUGCAGGAGUUCGAGGAGAAUUUCCGAGAGAGCUUCAACGGCGUCGCCGUGAAGAACCUGCGGGUGGCUGAGGCCAAAUUCCAGUCCAUCCGGGAGAAGAUCUGCCAGAAGACCCAGGUGAUCUUGGCCCAGAGGUUUGAUUCCCGCAGCCGGACCUUCGUGAAGGCCUGCCAGGUGUUUGACCUGGCAGCCUGGCCCAGGAGCGCCGAGGAGCUCAUGAGUUAUGGCAAGGAGGACGUGGUCCAGAUCUUGGAUCACCUGGAAGCCAUCCCGUCGUUCUCCAGGGAGAUCUGCCGAGAGGGGAUGGACCCGAGGGGAAGCUUGCUGAUGGAGUGGCGGGAACUCAAGUCUGACUACUAUACUAAAAAUGGUUUCAAAGACCUCAUCAGCCACAUCUGCAAGUACAAGCAGAGGUUUCCCCUACUGAAUAAAAUCAUCCAGAUCCUUAAGGUCCUCCCCACUUCCACAGCCUGCUGUGAGAAAGGCCGAGUCGCCCUCCAACGAGUGCGUAAGAACAACCGCUCCCGCCUGACCUUGGAACAGCUCAGCGACCUUUUGACAAUUGCUGUAAACGGACCCCCCAUCGCCAAUUUUGAUGCCAAAAGGGCGCUGGAUAGCUGGUUCGAGGAGAAGUCUGGCAACAGUUACACGCUGUCUGCUGAAGUCCUCAGUAGGAUGUCUGCCCUGGACCAGAAGCCAGUGCUUCCAAGCGUGGACCACGGGUCGGAGUUUUACUCGGAUCUUUAGGAAGUCAUUGCCUCAGAUUUUACCAAGCUGUUGAAUAAUUUUUUAA